This is a messenger RNA of Hyalella azteca, 791 nucleotides long. Its product is annotated as rRNA-processing protein UTP23 homolog. The coding region runs from base 85 to 744 and encodes 219 amino acids. NCBI's taxonomy places the organism in Eukaryota, Metazoa, Arthropoda, Malacostraca, Amphipoda, Hyalellidae. Gene Ontology annotation, cellular component: nucleolus; small-subunit processome. Gene Ontology annotation, molecular function: small ribosomal subunit rRNA binding. The transcript has 5 exons. The record is from RefSeq and is a predicted model, not a curated record.
ACUAUUAUCAACAUCUAUUUUCAGUGAAUUAGUUUCUUCUGCCCUUUAUAUUAAUUAGUACCAGGCUCAACAGACAAAUAAAUCAUGAAAAUAAGACGAUACAAACGUGUUAAGGCUUCCAUGGAAUUUUACAAGAAAAAUUUUGGGUUUCGAGCACCAUAUAAUGUGCUGAUUGAUGGAACUUUCUGUUUUGAGGCAAAAGAGAAAAAAGUCAAAAUCCGUGAGCAACUUCCUAACUACCUGAGGAGCGAGCUGAAUAUUGUGACCACUCAAUGCUGCAUCAUUGAAGUUGAGAACCUGCUUCGACUUAAAAAAAGCCUCUCAGGAUGCUGCCAGAUUCUCAAACAGUUUGCGGUUCAUCGCUGCGGACACGAAGGCCAGCCACUCACAUCCACUAGCUGCAUCAUGUCCAUGCUUGACAAGGGCAACCCUCAUAGGUACAUCGUAGCCAGCAACGACCCGAGUCUGAGGAACCUGAUCCGGCACACCUACUGCGGGGUGCCCCAGAUCUUCAUGGUGGGCGUGGCCCCCACCCUGGAGAAAAUAUCUCCUAAUACACUCAAGAAGGUGGAGAAGGAGAGCAAUGUAUUGAUAAGUGAACGAGAAGUUGAGCGACUGAAGGAAAUGAAGGCAACAUUAAGCAUCACCAUGAAGAAAUCCGAUCUGAAGAAGAAUAAAAAGAAAAAGAAACGCAAAUUCAAAGCCGAAGAUGUCCCUUCUUCUUCAUCGUUGGAAACUUCUUGAUAAUUUGCACGCCUCUUGCAAGUUUAAUAAAUCAAUAUUCGUAUUUC